Messenger RNA from Drosophila busckii, 2798 nucleotides. It is a transcript of the gene arm, whose product is annotated as armadillo segment polarity protein. Gene Ontology annotation, cellular component: adherens junction; catenin complex. The record is from RefSeq and is a predicted model, not a curated record. Gene Ontology annotation, molecular function: transcription coactivator activity; protein phosphatase binding; cadherin binding. Gene Ontology annotation, biological process: cell adhesion; positive regulation of transcription by RNA polymerase II. NCBI's taxonomy places the organism in Eukaryota, Metazoa, Arthropoda, Insecta, Diptera, Drosophilidae.
ACACUUAGUUUUGACUGGAAAAUUUGUUUGCAUCAACUUGUGUACUUAAAGUGCGUUUAAUUAAAUAAAACCUGCUUAAAAGCAGCUCAUAUAUUUACUGACGCGGUGUGGUGUGAAUCGCCUUAAUCACCAAGAUGAGUUACAUGCCAGCCCAAAACCGUACAAUGUCCCACAACAAUCAGUAUAAUCCGCCGGAUUUGCCACCGAUGGUGUCGGCCAAGGAGCAGACGCUGAUGUGGCAGCAGAACUCGUACUUGGGCGACUCUGGUAUUCACUCGGGCGCCGUUACUCAGGUGCCGUCGCUGUCUGGCAAGGAGGACGAGGAAAUGGAGGGCGAUCCUCUGAUGUUCGACCUGGACACCGGAUUCCCACAGAACUUCACACAGGAUCAGGUGGACGAUAUGAAUCAACAGCUGAGCCAGACACGCUCGCAACGCGUUCGCGCCGCUAUGUUCCCAGAGACGCUCGAGGAGGGCAUCGAAAUACCAUCCACACAGUUCGACCCACAACAGCCAACCGCCGUGCAGCGGCUGUCGGAGCCUUCGCAAAUGUUGAAGCACGCCGUGGUCAACCUGAUCAACUACCAGGAUGACGCCGAGCUGGCCACGCGUGCUAUACCGGAGCUGAUCAAGCUGUUGAACGACGAGGACCAGGUGGUCGUCUCGCAAGCAGCCAUGAUGGUUCACCAGCUAUCGAAGAAGGAGGCCUCCCGUCACGCCAUCAUGAACAGUCCCCAAAUGGUGGCCGCUCUCGUGCGCGCCAUCUCCAACAGCAAUGACCUGGAGAGCACCAAGGCCGCCGUCGGCACGCUCCACAACUUGUCGCACCAUCGCCAGGGUCUCCUAGCCAUCUUCAAGAGCGGCGGCAUACCGGCUUUAGUCAAGCUGCUCUCCUCACCCGUCGAGAGCGUGCUCUUCUACGCGAUCACGACGCUUCACAAUCUGCUGCUGCACCAGGACGGCUCUAAGAUGGCCGUUCGCCUAGCCGGCGGCCUCCAGAAGAUGGUCACGCUGCUCCAGCGCAACAAUGUCAAGUUCUUGGCCAUCGUCACCGACUGCCUGCAGAUACUGGCAUAUGGCAACCAGGAGAGCAAAUUGAUCAUCCUCGCCUCAGGCGGGCCCAACGAGCUGGUGCGCAUCAUGCGCUCCUACGACUACGAGAAGCUCUUGUGGACAACUUCACGCGUCCUCAAGGUGCUCUCGGUAUGCUCGAGCAACAAGCCGGCCAUCGUGGACGCCGGCGGCAUGCAGGCCCUGGCCAUGCAUCUGGGCAACAUGUCACCUCGCCUCGUCCAGAACUGCCUCUGGACGCUGCGCAACCUCUCAGAUGCCGCCACCAAGGUGGAGGGACUAGAGGCGCUAUUGCAGUCGCUCGUACAGGUCCUUGGCUCCACUGACGUCAACGUGGUCACCUGUGCUGCCGGCAUCCUCUCCAAUCUGACGUGCAACAACCAGCGGAACAAGGCAACCGUUUGCCAAGUGGGCGGCGUCGACGCCCUCGUUCGCACCAUCAUCAACGCCGGUGAUCGCGAAGAAAUUACCGAGCCAGCGGUCUGCGCUCUGCGCCACCUCACCUCGCGCCACGUCGACUCCGAGCUGGCCCAGAAUGCGGUUCGCCUCAACUACGGCCUCUCCGUAAUUGUCAAGCUCUUGCAUCCACCAUCCCGCUGGCCCCUCAUCAAGGCCGUCAUCGGCCUCAUUCGCAAUCUGGCCCUCUGUCCGGCCAACCAUGCGCCUUUGCGCGAGCACGGCGCCAUCCACCACCUAGUGCGCCUGCUCAUGCGUGCCUUCCAGGAUACAGAGCGCCAACGAUCCUCGAUCGCCACCACUGGGUCGCAGCAGCCCUCGGCCUACGCCGACGGCGUACGCAUGGAGGAGAUAGUCGAAGGCACAGUUGGCGCCUUGCAUAUCCUGGCACGGGAGUCUCACAAUCGCGCUCUCAUACGCCAGCAAUCGGUCAUUCCGAUCUUCGUGCGCUUGCUUUUCAACGAGAUUGAAAACAUUCAGCGUGUCGCAGCCGGCGUGCUCUGUGAGCUGGCCGCCGAUAAAGAGGGGGCUGAGAUAAUCGAGCAGGAGGGCGCCACUGGGCCGCUUACAGAUUUGCUUCACUCGCGCAACGAGGGCGUGGCCACCUAUGCAGCAGCUGUACUCUUCCGCAUGAGCGAGGACAAGCCGCAGGACUACAAGAAGCGUCUCUCCAUCGAGCUGACCAACUCGCUCCUCCGCGAAGAGAACAACAUUUGGGCCAACGCCGACCUGGGCAUGGGUCCCGACUUGCAGGAUAUGCUUGGACCCGAAGAAGCAUAUGAGGGCCUCUACGGACAAGGUCCGCCCAGUGUGCACAGUGCGCACGGAGGUCGCGCAUUCCAUCAGCAAGGAUAUGAUACUCUACCAAUAGAUUCGAUGCAAGGUCUCGAGAUCAGCAGUCCAGUAGGUGGUGGUGCUGGCAAUGCAGCGGGCGGUGCUGCUGGUGGUGGUGGCGGUGUUGGUGCUCCCCCAUCUGGCGGAGCACCCACAUCGCCCUACUCCAUGGACAUGGAUGUUGGCGAGAUUGAUGCGGGCGCUUUGAACUUUGAUUUGGAUGCCAUGCCGACGCCACCCAACGACAACAAUAACCUGGCUGCCUGGUACGAUACCGACUGUUAAGCACACACACUGACAGACCGACAAACAAGACAGACAAUUGUCUCUCAGCACUUUAAAGUGCUGCUACUUACAUAUGUAUUUGUAUUUGUAUGUUCAAAUAAUGGAAACUUAAAUAAAUGUUCGCAAUAGUAACAUAACUACACUAUAAUAUAA